Molecule: messenger RNA, 1024 nt
Organism: Culex quinquefasciatus (southern house mosquito)
Lineage: Eukaryota; Metazoa; Arthropoda; Insecta; Diptera; Culicidae
Product: putative eggshell protein
Exons: 2
Coding region: 229-930 (233 amino acids)
Source: RefSeq, a predicted model, not a curated record
UUGCCUCCGGAUAGAUCACAAACGGUUUACGGUUUUUGCCGAGAGCAACGCGUAGUGCUGUCUGGAAUCGCUUCGAAGGAAGCAGAGGAGCAGUUUUAAAACAGCUUGGAAAAAAGGACUUUCCAAGGGAGGGGGCGAAAAAGUGGUGGUCCCAAAACUGACAAAACGGAUAAUUAGUGACGAUAGUUGGUUGGACUGUUGGUGCUGCAAGAACUCCACCCCACCACCAUGCGGCACUUUUGGGUGUGCGGGCUGGUGCUGCUCGUGCUGGCGGUUUCGCUGACGGCGGCCCACAAAAAGGAGGAAUCGUUCGAGGAGAGCGGUGGCAGCGAACACGGCGCCGAACAUCACGGCAAAAAGGGCGAAAAGGCGGACAAGGGCUACAAGUCGAAGCACGGGCUGGAGAAGAAGGAAAAGGGCGAUCACGGCAAGGAGGAACACGAGUCGCACUUUGGGGAGGAAGGUGGCCACAAGAAGGAAAGUCACGACGAGGGUGAGGAGUUCAAGAAACAUCACGAGGAAAAGAAGGGCGAAAAACAUGGAAAGCACGGUCACAAAAAGGGUCACAAGAAGGGCUCGAAGACCACGGGGUACCACAAGAAGGCCCACAAGGACGAUUAUCACAAGGAGCACAAGUUCUACGAUGAUGUGCACAAGGAGGGCAAGCACAAGAAGUACGGAGACUUCCACGAGCACCACAUGAAGGAUGCUGGAGAGCACAAGAAGGGUGGUCAUCACGAUUCGGCCCACAAGGAGGACCACUAUGCCAAGAAGGGACACUCGGAGAAGGGACAUCACGAUGAGGACCACAAGGGCUGGAAGAAGAAGCAUGGCCACGAGUCGCACUACUCCCACAAGGAUGAUUACGGAAAGAAGGGGGGCAAGAGUGGAGGCAGCGAGCAUGGGUUCAAAAAGGGGGGACAUCACUAGAGUGGUAGUGAGUUUGUAUGAGUGAUUUGUUUGAAGGAUAGAUAAAUGUAAUCAAUUGUAAAACGUCGAUUCGUUUUUGUAUAGGAUUUUAAAA